Perkinsus marinus ATCC 50983 is the source of this 1212-nucleotide messenger RNA. Its product is annotated as Cell division protein kinase, putative. Lineage: Eukaryota; Perkinsozoa; Perkinsida; Perkinsidae. Gene Ontology annotation, cellular component: nucleus. Gene Ontology annotation, molecular function: protein serine/threonine kinase activity; ATP binding. The record is from RefSeq and is a predicted model, not a curated record. Bases 1 to 1212 code for a protein of 403 amino acids. Gene Ontology annotation, biological process: protein phosphorylation; mitotic DNA damage checkpoint signaling. The transcript is spliced from 6 exons.
AUGGCACAUACGCCUACGGAAACCUGGCCAGCAGUUUUGGGAAGUACCACUGUGUCUUCACCCGAGUCCACGAUAGGCUCUACAGCUAGUAGCAGCCAGCCGGUGGAUAAAAACCCGAUACCACUCCUUCCGCCAAUCCCGGGAGGGCAGAUUCGGUAUUUACCGUCUCCUGAUGCCACAGAGUUGGACGAAACGCCAGCUCGGACUGACCUCAAAGGUGGUGAUGGAGGGGGUCCAAAAUUAACCCCUGGGUCGUGCUCGGCGAUUGACGACGGGACGCUGGACCCGGCCUUGCGAGAAUAUGUUGCAUCCCAGCGUAAAACUUCUUAUAUCUUCAACUCCCUGGCGGGCCGAGGAGCAUAUGGAGAGGCAUGGCGGGCUAUGAUGAUGGAUGGAAGCUGUCGGGAAGUUGUAUUAAAGCGUAUGUUUGUGGAGAAGGGGGAGCGUGUGAGACUAUCCGGACUGCGAGAAGUGUACUUUGGGGAGCUCCUUCAUGAUGAUGAUGCUGAGACAACAGCAAAACAUACAGCUCGAUUUUUGGGUCACUUCAUAGUAGAUAGGAAGGAAGGCGGCGGUGGGGAGGAGUUUUGGCUGGUCUUUGCUAACGAGGGAUUCUCCCUCAUACAUUGGCUAUUCCAACCGAGUGGAGGGAUCGUCACUCGGAGUCUGUUUUGGCGGACUCUUCGAUCGGAUAAUGGCAAGUUGUUGAAUAUUAUGAAACAGUUAUUGGAAGCAUUGGAUGAGAUACACUCGAAAGGCAUCACUCACAGAGAUGUUAAAUUGGAAAAUUUACUGAUGAAAAUGUCGGAGUCGGGCGAGAUGGAGGUUAAGUUGGCUGACUUUGGUAGUGCUGUGACCUCUGACGCCCUCUACUAUGGUGCAAAGGGACCGACUUCUGCUGAGGAGACGGCACGAUAUGCGCCUCCACCAGGAUCGGGUGACCAAUGCUGCAUUAGACAGCCUUCAUUCGAUAUGUGGUGUGCUGGUGUACUCUGGCUCGAGCUCUUUCUUGGUGCUAGAGGGGUCUUCGAACCGGACAAUGCUAUUGACCCGAGGCAUAGGAAUCUGUUUGAGCACCGUCUGAGAGCUGUUGGGGUACAGUCGGAGGAAGAGAUAGAUAGUGCAUUGCGGGUUGAGGCUUUCAGACUAUGGGGCAUCACUGAGCAACCUAUGGAGGGCGAUCAGGCUGAGGUAAUAAUGGCAUUACCGUAA